AAUUAUCAGAUAAAGUACAAUAAAUUUUUUCGCGACAUUUUUUUUUUUUAACAGACUUAGAAUGCUAUAUAUACAGACUUAGAAUGCUAUAUAUAUUCAAAUUGUAUCCAUAUUCUGCGAGUCGAAAUUGCGAACCGAACCCGAAAUUGCGAACCAAUGUCUAAUAAAGUACAAUCGGAAAAAGUCAAACCUAAUGGAACAUCAUAUUCUUCUACACAGGAUUCAAGUUCUAUAGGACCAUCAUGUUCAGUUGCGGAUAGUACUUCUGCAACAAUGGCUGCUCUCACUUCAGAACAAAGCAAAACUUCAACGAAUAAUUCAUCAUCAUCACGCAAAAAAGCUUUUAUCAAAUUUGUUAAAGAUCCACAAACCAUUACCGAAGAUUUAAUAAGAAAACGUGCAAAGAAUACUGAGGCAGCAAGAAGAAGUAGACAGCGUAGAGUUGAGAAAAUGGAAAGUCUUGAAAAACAAGUUGCUGAAUUAACUAUUGAAAAUACUGAAUUGAAAACUCGUCUAACCGUAUUAGAAAUUGAAAAAAAAAGUUUAGAAGAAAAAAAUUUAGAUAAAGAUAGUAUGAUUAAAAUAUUAGAACGUCAAUUGACUGAAGCUUAUCAAGGAAUUAUAAAAAAAUCUUAAACAGAUUUCAAUUGUAUAAUUUGUAAACAGGAACAACAUUCUCCAGGAUAAUUUUGAUCAAAACAUUGUAUAAUAAUAAUUUUGAAGCUUAAAUUGAUGAAGUUUGUCAAACUUGUAAUUAUUAAUAUCAAAUAAAUAAUCCUUUUG
This is a messenger RNA of Rhizophagus irregularis DAOM 181602=DAOM 197198, 783 nucleotides long. RefSeq lists its product as uncharacterized. The record is from RefSeq and is a predicted model, not a curated record. Gene Ontology annotation, cellular component: transcription regulator complex. Gene Ontology annotation, biological process: positive regulation of cellular response to amino acid starvation. NCBI's taxonomy places the organism in Eukaryota, Fungi, Glomeromycota, Glomeromycetes, Glomerales, Glomeraceae. Gene Ontology annotation, molecular function: DNA-binding transcription factor activity, RNA polymerase II-specific; RNA polymerase II cis-regulatory region sequence-specific DNA binding.